Molecule: messenger RNA, 1332 nt
Organism: Syzygium oleosum
Lineage: Eukaryota; Viridiplantae; Streptophyta; Magnoliopsida; Myrtales; Myrtaceae
Product: ankyrin repeat-containing protein BDA1-like
Exons: 2
Coding region: 1-1332 (443 amino acids)
Molecular function (GO): protein binding
Source: RefSeq, a predicted model, not a curated record
AUGGACCCUCGGCUUCAACAAGCAAUAGAAAAUGAUGAUGUUGAUGAGCUAUAUCGCUUGAUUGAGGAGGAGGGAAAUAUCUUCGAUUGUGCAUAUGAGAAACCCUUCGCAAAUACUCCACUACACGACGCUGUGGACAAGGGGAAGACUCAAGUGGCCAUGGAGAUGGCCAUCUUGAAGCCAUCGUUCGCUCGAAAGCUCAAUCGAGGGGGUCAAAGCCCUAUGCACUUGGCUUUGCGAAAGAAGCAUUAUCACACCGCGAGGGCACUGAUGACGCUCGACCCCGAGUUGAUCAGAGUCCGAGGACGAGGCGGGAUCACCCCUUUGCAUUAUGUUGCUGGAGAAAAAGGAGACAAUGAGGACCUGGAGCUCCUAGCUGAAUUCUUAUGCGCUUGCAAACCAUCCAUCGAAGACUUGACGAGCCGCUGCGAGACUGUGGUUCACAUUGCCGUCAAGAAACGCAACUUGAAAACAUUCAAGGUUUUGUUUGGAUGGCUUAAGCGAGUUCAUUUGACAGAAAUCUUGAAUUGGAAAGACGAAGAUGGUAACACCGCCUUACAUAUUGCCGUGUCUGAAAAGCAGCCCGAGAUCAUCAAGCUGUUGAUUGGGUAUGUCAAAGUAAAUGCAAAGAACUUCCAGGAUAAGACGGCUCUGGAUAUCUUCCAAAAGAAUCCUAGUGGCGAUCAAGAUCUUGCGCAGAGGUUACGCCGUGUAGGAUGUGUAGCAAGACUCUUUACCCUCAACCUCUCUCUGUCACAGUUUUUAAGCAUGGAACUAACUAUCUAUGAGAAGCUCACAUUUUGGUUUGGCCCCCGAGAUGAAUCUGCUUGCAACAUAAUCCUCGUAGUGGCUGCCUUGAUUGCGACCGCGACUUAUCAAGCCGUUGUCACUUCACCGAGAGGAUCCUGGCUGGAUAACUCUUCAAAUCCCCUAACCAGUUCUAGCGGCAAUGCUGUUGAAGUACUGCAUCAAGCCGGAGACAUUAUCCCGAACAGCUCGAGACCAUACCAGUUCACGGCCCUCAACGGUACGAUUUUUUUGGCCUCUGUCACCACAAUCUGGAUCACCGCUAUUCCCCUAUUGCCCCACAGUUUCAUGGUUUACGCGUUGAUGAUGAUUCUCAGUGUUGCCUACUUUGCUACCACUACUAUCGAACUCCCAAUAUUCGAUGAGGCCACAGGACACAACAUGGUGAUAUUUUGUAUCGAUAUACUGAUUGUCGUGUUGGCGAUCCCCAUGUAUUUGUAUUUAUACUACAACCAAUUCCUGUGUGGAAUCGAUGCCACAAGGAGACGCAUCGGCAACUUCCUAGAACUCAAGGAUCGGAAAUAG